AUGGCAUCUUCCACGCCCAUCCCAUUCUCCGAGCCCGCCUGGCUGGCCGGCCUGCCCUCACCAUACUACAAGGAAACGCACAAGAAAUGGCAGAAAAAAUGCCGCGCCUUUGUCGAAGAACACCUUCUCCCACACGCUAUGGACUGGGAGCGAGAGGAAACAGUGCCGGACCAUGUGUUCCUAACGUUCGCCAAACAUAACAUGCUGAUCCCGAAUCUGCCUGCACCACUUCCGGUCGAGUGGUUGAAGAAACUGGGCAUCGAUGACAUCUUGGGAACACCCGUUGAAGAGUGGGAUUAUCUCCACACCGGCAUAUAUCUGGAUGAGAUGGCCAGAUCGGGACUUGCUGGACCCGGAGGGUCGAUGACAGCGGGUCACUCUUUCGGGAUUCCGCCAAUCAUCAAGUUUGGCAGCAGGGCGCUCCACGAAAAGUUCCUCCCGGAUCUGCUACCGGGCAAGAAACGAUGCUGCAUUGCCAUCACGGAGCCCGGCGCGGGUAGCGACGUGGCCAACAUCGCCACCACCGCGGUCAAGACGGCCGACGGCACGCACUAUAUCAUCAACGGGGAGAAGAAAUGGAUCACGAACGGGUACUGGUCCGAAUAUGGCGCGAUGGCAGUGCGGACCGGGGGACUGGGGGCCGCAGGUUUGAGCAUGAUCGUCUGCCCACUCAAGGGACAUCCCGGGGUGAAAAUGCGACGACUUAAAGUGGCCGGGCAGAUCAGUGCGGGAACGACCUACAUCGAGCUCGACGAGGUCAAGGUACCGGUGGAGAACCUCAUCGGCGAGGAGGGCAUGGGCAUGCGCUACAUCAUGACCAACUUCAACCAUGAGAGGCUGGUGAUCGCGGUGCAGGUGGCGCGGCAGGCGCGCGUCGGCCUGGCCGCCGCCUUCGAGUACGUGCUGAAGCGCGAGGCCUUUGGCAAGACCCUCGUCGAGCAGCCUGUCGUGCGGCACCGGCUGGCCAAGGCCGGCGCCGAGCUCGAGUCGCUGCAGGCCUGGGUCGAGCAGUUUCUGUAUCAGAUGACCCAGCUGUCCAAGACCGAGGCCGACCUGAAACUCGGCGGCCUCACCGCCCUAGCCAAGGCAAGGGCAGGCAUCGUCUUCAACGAGUGCGCCCAGACUGCCGUGCUUCUGUUCGGCGGCAACGGCUACACCCGCACCGGCCAGGGCGAGAUUGCAGAGAGGAUCUACAGAGAAGUGCCUGGUGCCCGGAUCCCCGGCGGCAGCGAGGAUGUCAUGCUCGACUUGGCUAUCAGGCAGCUCGUCAAGAACUAUCGCAAUGCCACAAAGGCCCUGGAGAAGCCAAGUGGGAGCAGUAAGUUGUAG
Molecule: messenger RNA, 1329 nt
Organism: Capronia epimyces CBS 606.96
Lineage: Eukaryota; Fungi; Ascomycota; Eurotiomycetes; Chaetothyriales; Herpotrichiellaceae
Exons: 2
Coding region: 1-1329 (442 amino acids)
Molecular function (GO): oxidoreductase activity, acting on the CH-CH group of donors; flavin adenine dinucleotide binding
Source: RefSeq, a predicted model, not a curated record